Messenger RNA from Drosophila eugracilis, 2570 nucleotides. RefSeq lists its product as uncharacterized. The transcript has 6 exons. NCBI's taxonomy places the organism in Eukaryota, Metazoa, Arthropoda, Insecta, Diptera, Drosophilidae. Gene Ontology annotation, cellular component: nucleus. Gene Ontology annotation, molecular function: transcription coactivator activity; protein binding. Gene Ontology annotation, biological process: positive regulation of DNA-templated transcription. The record is from RefSeq and is a predicted model, not a curated record. The coding region runs from base 281 to 2080 and encodes 599 amino acids.
AGCCCUAGCCACUUCGACUUUUUUUUGCCACGGAUUGUGUAUGUAGUUUUAAUUGUGCUCGAAAAAACUGAGUUAAAGUGAAUGUCAGCGUUAAGAAAUUAAGCCCGAAAGUACUAGACACCUUGGUCCAUAGUGAUACGCAAUUAAAAACGAUGCCAAUACAAUAGUUCCAUUUACUAAAACGGGUACGAAGCCAACUCGAAUUCGAGUUUCGAACAACUCCAAGACGCUGCUGCUAACGUAUUCUGUCCAUUAAGAACCGAAACGCCACUGGAAAGAAAUGGUGUCCACCCGCCAAAUGUGCAGUGGAGGCGGUACGUCCGCUUCAGAGGGUAUUGCGGCCUUCCUAGCAGCGGGAUUGGUACCUGGCGUGGCAUCCGGAUCAGGAAUGGCAACCGGAUCGGGAACUGGGAUACAGGAGACCCCUGAAACCACGGCAAACCGUACCUCCGUCCUGCGGCGAACCACCAGUUAUCAGGGUCAGAACCAGGCUCAGGGAUCUGGUCAGGUGACUUCACCUGCCAGUUUGGCCUACUCAGCCAGCGUGGUGACCCGCCACCAUUCGUACACUAUCCAAACGCAACGACAAAGGUCACCAUCAGCCACCAGCACCACCACAACUAACUCGCUCAGUUUGUUCGAUCUGCCCAACGAGCUGAUUGAGAAGAUCCUCAGCUACUUGGACUUUAAGAAAGUUUCAGAUCUCAGAUUGGUGGCGCAUCGCAUGAACGAUAUUUGCAUGGCCAUGCUGAACGCUACCUUUUCCAAGCAGAUCAAGACCACGUUAAGCCGCUUCCAGUCGAUCAAGGCCAGCAUGCCGCGUCGGGAAUCAGCCCGUCGCAAUCAUACGCUGGCCUGCGAAUGCGAUAUCAUAGAGACUUGCUACAUGCGUCUAUCCCUGCUUCAAAUGUCCAUGGGGAAGCACAUCGAACGGGGUCACUGCUGUUUCUUUCCGGGCGCCAUACUUGACGAGGUGCAAGCGAUUCUUAACUAUAUCAGUAUUACGCCCAGGCUACAGCGACCUUAUCGGGUAACUGACGAGCUCUUUGAUCUCUCCACCAUGGCCAUGGAAUACUUUAAGGACCGCAUCGAACCCACGCUCCCUGGGCUGGCAUACUUUAACAAGGAUUUCUAUACGCUGCCCACUACCACAAAGCGACCCACGCUUGCCAUUAGUUCAGAUCUCGAGGACAGUGCCAGCAACUCUCCUCCCCAGAACCACAUGGUGCUCCGCAAGGGCAUACGCAAGAUCAAGCAGGGCAUGAAGAUGUACAACAACCAGCUAUCGGUGCUGCGCACCGAGCUUCGCAAUUGCAAGCGCAAGGCCGCCGAGCAGAGCAAGCAGCUGGCAGAGCAAUCAAAUCUCCUGGCGGAGCAGCAAAAACAGACCCUCGAGUAUGCUAAUCGGCUGGACGAGAAUGACAAGAAGAACGAGGAGAUUUCUCGCAAGUUCUCAACACUGUUGCAGGAGCUCAACAAGUGCAAGACAGAACUGCAGUUCUGGCGCUCUAAGAGUCCGGCCAUUCCUGCCGUGUGUAGCUCGUGUAACCAGAAGGUGGCGCCUGUGGUGCCGCCAGAGGAUUUCCAAGUGUUGGUCAACCAGGGUGUGGAUCCCGAGCACUUUAUCAUUAUCAAUGAAGAUGCAGAUGCCGAGAGUGAUGUGAGCGUGGGCGAACUCAAGGAGUUUGCCUCGCCGGACGAAUCCACCACGGCCAAGCUGCUGGCCGUGAGCACCGCAGCCAAGAAUCUGAAGCGCAAGCUGCCUUCAGAGAGCCAGUUCAAUGCCAUAGCGUCCACUUCGAAGGCAGCGGAGGUUGCCCAAUCCCAACAGCAGCCUUUGGCCGCCAUCAAUGGAGGAGUCGCCAAAGUUGCCGGUUACUCGCCGAAACUAUUUUACGGCAAUCAUCAGCGCAGUGGCGUGAUUGUUAGUCCAGUGUCCAAGAAUCUGGCAGUGGCUACGCCAGCGGACAAUGUGACGCCCGUAUUAGAGGCUCUCGAGGAGCCAGAGGAGGCAAAGAAAGCACGUAGAGUACAAAAGGCCAACAGAUAUGUAAAUACGCCCGGCAAACGCAGUAAAUAAGCAUUAGGAUGUACGCAUAUACACUUUACAUAUUUUUUACCACUUAUUUACAUAUAAAGCGUGCAUGCCCUUGCUCACCUGACCCCCAGGAUAUGGGUUAGGGAUCAGGGCAUGCGCCGUAGUGUUAACGGAGGAAUCAAAUUAAUAUAUACACAUAUAUCUAUUAAUGUCAAAUGCAUUAGGCAUUUCGAAUAUUAAUCAUUAUUAUUAUUAUUAUUAUUAUCAAGUACAAGAAACGUGUCUGUAUGUUCUUCGGUUUUAACGCCCCCGCAAAACACAAAAACAAAUUCUAGUUAACCAACACACUACACGAACAUCACAUGAAUCCCGUAGUUAUUGGCAGAGCAAAACAGAUAAUAAUAAUUUAAAAGCAAAUUAAUUUUAACUAAGAAAAGCAAAACAAAAAAAAACGGCAAAGAAAUAUUUUAAAUAAAACUUUAAAAGCAUUCAAGACUUGUUGACUCUGCAGUGGGUCUUAACAAAGUAAAAA